AGAAAGAACAAAAACAAGAAUUAAAGAAUGGAAAAAAUUGUAGUAAAAAAAAACACAAUCUGAAAAUAAAUUAUUAAUGGAAAAAUAAUGUAAUUGAAAAAGGAAUUUAGUGUUUAUUGCAUAUUAAAACAGAGAUAAACAAUUGGUUGUGUGCAAAUUUCAUUAAAAAAGUGGAAAAGGUGCUGAAAACGAAAAAGAAAAUGUUUGAAAAAUAAAUAAGAAAAAAAAAAUAGAAAAAUAUGUAAACAAGUUGUAUAAUUUACAAGCUUGAAAGCGCACAAAAAUGUUUUAAAGAGUGUUAAAAAAAUGUUUUAAUCAAUCACGCCAUAUAAGAAAUAACCCAACAGGAGUUUUAACAAAAUCUUUUACUAUACACCAAAUUUUGUAUAUUUUUUAAUCGAUUUAUUUUUUCAUAAAAAUCCGGAAAUUUUAAGUUUCGUUCAACGCGUGUGAUUUUGUUGUGCAAAAGAGCACUUGUUGCUGCCAUUGGGGUUUUUUUCGGUUUGCCUCAUUUUGUUUUCAACUCUUCAAACCGGAAAUCCAUACACAGCACAGCCGGCAGUGUUAGAAAACAAACAGAAAAAGCUCCCACCCCAAACAAAUCUCUUCAACCAUCAUGCCCGCCAUGGGUAGUGUUUGGAAGCGCUUGCAGCGUGUUAAUAAACGUGCUGCUAAAUUUCAAUUUACCGCUUCAUAUCAUGAGUUACACCUCGAGACCACAGCCAAAUGGCGUCCCUCAAAUUUGUCGGUGGUGUGGACCAGACGAUCACGUCGUGUUGCCUCCGCCCCACUGCCCUGGGAACCGGAUAUGAUGAAUCCGCUGGUCGGCAAUGUCACAUGGCCAGUUCCCGAUAAUCAUGCUAUCACAGUAACAUUGUUCAAAGAUCCACGUACCCAUGAGUUGGAGGACAAAGAUUGGACGUUUGUUAUAGAAGACAUAACUCCUUUGGGCAAAAAACGUGUCCUGGCAAAUGCAAAUAUCAAUAUGCGCAAAUAUGCCAGUAUUGAGUCGACCCAGCAGAGUUUCACGCUAAAUCUUAAACCGGUGUCACGUAAAGUAACAGCAGCUGAUUUGGAACUUACCAUCAGUUGUGUCUUCCUGAGAGAGGGCAAGGCCACCGAUGAAGACAUGCAAAGCGUGGUUUCCUUAAUGUCGGUGAAUAACAAUUGUGAUGUUGCACCUUUGGAUGAUCUGGAGGAUAUUCCAGAUUUGGAAAACUCUGCCGAUAUAUCGGAUCAUUUGUUUGAUUUCACUCAACAAUUGGAACAAAUGACCACAAGUUUAAAUGGCUGCAUGGACUUACCCACACCAUUGAGUGUCCCUUCAUUGUCCGAAGAUCCCACUCCUUUGGCUGAAGUUAAUAAUUUGAAUUUUGAAUUUGAAUCAGACCUACAGCCACCAUACACACCCCACGAGGGUGAUGGGUACAUGGAGGAUAACCUAAAGACACCCAGUGCUACAACGGCGGCUUCAUCCUCAACUCCUCUACACAGAGAUCAAGUUCCUAAUGAAGAACCAGCCCCCCCGGAGGAGAAAACCACGAAGAAGGAGCCCAAUAGAUUAAUGAGAAUUGUCACCUCCACCCCCAUAGGCAAGGUUUUCGAAAAGAAAACCCCCGCUGGCGAAGAGCCUGUUAAACCAGUGCGUAAGAGCUUGAAAUUCACUGGCGAACAAGAAAAAGAUUCCUCAACCCAGAGCGAGACCAAAGAACAUGGCAAGAAAGAUGAGUCCCACAACAAGUCAUUGGAUCUGACCUUUGCCAGCCAUGAAAUUGCUGAAUCCACGAAAAUUUCCUGCACCGCAAAUGACACCACAGUCACAGCCACAGAAGUUGGAAGUUCCCAUCUCAGCAGUGAUUCAAAUAAAACACAAGUGCUAAACACCACCACCUCUAGUUCUGAGGCCACCAGUGACAAUAAAUCUCCCAAGGAGGAUAGUCCAAAUAAUUUCUCUGCAAAAAUCAACGAAUUGAAUAUUUCGUCUACCUCCUUUAAGGCGGAACAUCAUAAACGUCCCGAAUUGCAACCUUUGAAUCUGAAGAAGUCCUAUGAGUCCAUAGAACCCACACCACCCUCGCAUAUCUCCGCAUCGCAUAACAGCAAAAGCACCAAUAGUCAGAGCAACACCACCCUCAACAGCUCAAACAACAGAACAUCCACAACCAACUCCACCAAUUCAAAUGGCCACCUUUCCCUUAGCAAUGGUGGGCAAAAUAAUUCCCUUAAACCGGUUGAGAAGAUCAUACUCAAAGAGAAUACUCCUGGUCAAGAUUUGCUGGAAUGGUGCAAAGAAGUUACCAAAGAAUAUCCCAAUGUUAAGGUUACCAAUCUAACCACCAGUUGGCGUAAUGGCAUGGCCUUUUGUGCUAUAAUUCAUCAUUUUGAGCCUAAUUUAAUUGACAUGUCCAAACUUACACCCCAUGAGGUGGUGGGCAAUUGUCGCAUUGCUUUCGAUGCUGCCGAAUCCCUGGGUAUACCACGGGUUAUUGAGCCACGUGAUAUGAGUCUAUUGGCCGUUCCCGACAAAUUGGCAGUAAUGACGUAUUUGCAUCAAUUGCGUGCCCAUUUUACCGGCAAACAGCUACAAAUUGAACAAAUUGGUCCCACAUCCGAUGAGUCCAGUUACGUGAUUGGCAAUUAUAAAUCAGACAACCUUUCGUCACAGAAUCUACUCAACUUGUCGCACUUGAAAGCACAAUUAUUACAUCAGAAUUCCUUGGAUGAUGACAUUUUCGGUGGCCUGGACAACAACAAAUCGCAGUUAUCGCCCACAGCCAAAAAGGAUGUCAAGAAUCUAAUAUUGUCCAGUUCGAAGAGUAUUCUGGGCAAAGUUCUGUCGCCCACAAAGGACAAGAACACCAUCAAUGCCUCACAACAUUCGAAUUUGAGCAAUUUGUCGUCGUCGAUGACUUCAUCACCAUUGAUAGAAGGCAAUGGUGUAACGGAAGAACAUCACCAUGGAGUUGGUAGUGGUGUCGUAGGUGGUGUUGAUGAUGUGAGCAAUUCCUCGAAUCAAGAGAAUAUAUCACACAAUGCACAAGUGAAGGAACCCUCAUCGCCCACCACAACAACACCGCUGGAUCCAAACACGACAAAUAAAAUUUUAUCACGUCAUAAAGAGCAAAGUGAAAAAGCCCGCCUAAUGAUGGAAAAAUUAAAAAUUUCCCAAAUAGAUCGAAAUUCGAAUGAUGAGGAACGUCAACAACGUCUACGGGAGCAGGCACGUCGCCUUAUACUCGAAACUCGUGGCAAAUCAUCAUCGAAUAACAGCAGCCAGGAAAGCCCCACAUCACCCACAAAACCCAAGCGGUACAACUUCACCUCAGAACGUACAAUAUCGCCUAUUAGCAAUACCCUAGACCUGGAGGAGUUUGGUGGGGGUACAACAGCCCAAACCAAUAGCAGCAGCAACAACAGUACAUCGCCCAAAGCGCCGUUGUCGCCCACAAAGCGGAUAACACCACCACGUGAUAAUGAAAAUAGCAGUAGUAAUAGCAGUAAUAAUACAAAUAGUAAACUAAGUCCUAGUCAUAGAUUAAGUCUUACCAAUGGUGGAGGGGUUGUGGGCGGUGCCACGCUACAAUCCUUUAGCAAUGUAAUGGAUCGUUUGACACCAAAGAGCGAGAAUAUGCCCGAUAAACUGGCCUUCAUACAAUCCGAAUUGGAGGCCUUGGAGCGUGAACAGGUGGCCGUGGACCAAAAGGCCAAUAGCCUGGAGAAGAAACUUCGUGCCGUGAUGAGUGGAAAACCAAUUACCGAAGAGACGGAGGAGCAACUAUUGUCGCAAUGGUUUACUUUGGUUAACAAGAAAAAUGCUUUGAUACGAAGACAAAUGCAGUUGAAUUUGCAUGAAAAGGAGUGUGAAUUGGAACACAAAUACAAUCUCUUGAAAGAGGAAUUGCGUGCUGCCCAAUCUGUGGAAGAUUGGCGUAAAACCGAAGCCCAAAGGGAAAAGGAACGUUUGUUGUUGGAUAAACUGGUUGAUGUUGUGGAUAAACGUAAUGAAUUGGUGCAAUGUUUACACAAUGAGGAGCAAGCCAUCGAAGAUGAUCAUGAGAUCGCCCGUAAUCUGGAACAAGUCAACAUUAGUGGCAACAAUGAAAAAUGUGUUAUUUCUUAAAGAGCUUUAAAUUAAAUGACUUAACGAUAAAAACAACAACAACGGAACUCAAGAGACUUCCAUGACUGUAAGCAACAACUUAAAAACAAAGCAACAACAACAACAAACCACGACGACAACAACGUUUUGAUAACUUAACGAUCAACAAGAAAACUAUCGAAAAACUCCCUUAAAAAAGGAAAUACUUAAAAUUAUUAAGUAAAACAACUUAAGCGUGCAAAAACAACAAAAAUUCUCUAUAUGUGUGUGUAUGUGUUUAGCUUUAUAUAUUUUAUAAACAAACGAAAUAUACAUGUAUGUGUAUGUUUAUCAUAGUAUAUCGGCAUACAUAGUUUAACAAAUAUCUACAUACAAACAUAAAAUAGGGAUGAAAGUUUUGGAAAACUUUUCCCUUACUUUAAGGGGAUUAGAUGAGAGAUCCCAAAUCUUA
Stomoxys calcitrans (stable fly) is the source of this 4550-nucleotide messenger RNA. RefSeq names its product EH domain-binding protein 1 (gene Ehbp1). Gene Ontology annotation, molecular function: protein binding. Lineage: Eukaryota; Metazoa; Arthropoda; Insecta; Diptera; Muscidae. The transcript has 14 exons. The record is from RefSeq and is a predicted model, not a curated record. Bases 617 to 4120 code for a protein of 1167 amino acids.